Messenger RNA from Chlamydomonas reinhardtii, 10287 nucleotides. RefSeq lists its product as uncharacterized. The transcript is spliced from 19 exons. Lineage: Eukaryota; Viridiplantae; Chlorophyta; Chlorophyceae; Chlamydomonadales; Chlamydomonadaceae. Bases 373 to 9690 code for a protein of 3105 amino acids. The record is from RefSeq and is a predicted model, not a curated record.
CGGCACGCGCGGCCUUCCAAUGAACAGCACCAGUCACCGCAGGCGGCUCAUAUGCGGGGUGUACUUGUAUGAAAUAUUAGGUAUUGGGCGUUGACAAUUGUAUAAGCCACGGACACAAAGCCAGCCCAAUGUGCGACGUCGCUGGUAGUACAAUUUCGCUAAGGCUUGUUGUUGUCUGUAUAGUUGACUGUCAAGACACUGAAACCUUCACUACUUAGCUCAGUAUUGAGCACGGAGACUGACAACAUGAGUUGAACACAUGUGGGACUCUGGCACAGAACUCUUGCGCUGCUCCCGUGAGGAAACAUGGCAGCUGACAUAACCAGAAGCGCAGUUUACGUGUGACGGGUUCACACAGAGGGCUCGAGCCAAAUGUCUCAGCCCGGAGUUGCGACGAGCGAGGGAAAGAUGCAGGGCCUGCUUCAAGAGAAGCUGGGUCAAAACCUGGCGCUUUCUCACCUCAGCGAGCUGCCCGAGCUGCCCGCCCAGGGUGUGGAGGAGUACAAAUUGGAGCAGCACGAGUAUGCUAUGCACCUGGAUAGUGCUAUGCUCACGUACACUCCGGCUCCGGGUAAACUCAAGCACGCGGACCCACAGCAGCACAACCGCUUCGAUGACGCCAAAGGCACCAAGCGAAAGAUAUAUGUCAACAAGGACGUGCUGGCACGGCUGGUGUGCGUGGCGGAGGAGCUCAAUAUGGCGCAGGCGCAGAUCGAAAUCCGGAAGGUCAUCAAGCGGGAGAACAGGCGGCUCCUGGAGGAGGGCACCUGGAAGGAGCGGCACCAGGGCGGUGUGGACGCCGGCGCGCUGGACGAGCUGCUGACGGGGCUGGAGGUGGAGCCGGACACGUCAGCGGCGGAGGAGGGCUCCGUGCAAGGCGCCGCGCGGCCUUCAAAGGUUUCGACCACCAAGCGGGUGCCAAGCGCAUACCGCCAGAACAACAAGGUGCGGUACCCUUCAGUGCUGAAUGCCACGGCGCCAAAGGACCGCUGGGGCUACUUCCGGGCGCUCCAGCGCCUCAUACCCGCCGCAAACAACAUGCGGCCGGGGCACAUCGCCUUCGGCAGCGGCGUCAGCCAGCACCACAUGGGUGGGGCGGCCGUCAAGGCAGCCAAGGCGAUGCAGCGCGAGGCAGACCGUCAGGCGGAGCUAGUGAUGCAGGCGGAGGCGGCGGUGGCGGCGGCCGCGGCCGCGGCGGCUGGCGGCGACCCACUGGCGGUAGCGGACGCGGCAGCGGCCAUGAACAGCACCAUCGCAGCGGCCAUGCACGCGCACGAGAUUCGUGAGGCCAAGCGGGAGGUGGCGCGGCAGAUGGCGGAGGAUGAGGGCCUGCCCACGGAGACGUGGUGGGACAUUAUGCAGAAGCGCAAAAAGACGGUGUACUUCCGGAAGCUGCUGGAGGAGAUGGCCGGGCGAAUGGACCUACUGAAGGCGCACUGCGCCGCCCGCACCAUCCAGAAGGCCUGGCGCAUCCACCGCCGCGUGCGCACACGCAAGGCAAGCGAGGAGAUUGCGCUGCUCCAGAAGGAGCUGGCGCAGCGCAGGGCCAUGGAGAUGGCGCUGCGGGCGGCAGCGGAGGCAGCCAUCCGCGAGGCGCAGGAGAAGGAGAGGGCGAAGAAGAAGGCCGCACGGCCGCGCACGGCACGCAUAAAUGCGCCAGAGGGCAGCGGUGAGAUUGACGGCGGGCUGGCGUCAAGGAGCAACGGCACCUUCAGCCGCGCGACCAGCGGCCGGGGCCUGGGCUGGCAGACCUCGCUGCGCGGUGCCAUCCCGCCCACGCUCAGCCGCUCCGCCAGUCGCGCUGUCAGCCGGAGCGUGAGCCGCAGCGUCAGCCGCGCGGCGUCCAUGAGGCGCCUGAACGCGGAGGAAGACGAGGACGACCCGGCGGGGGGCUACUCCGCGCAGCAGAACAACUUGUGGACAAAGAUCCAGGCACUCAUCGGCCAGGACUGGGACGUGGACGGCGACGACGAUGACAGCAGCAGCGAAGACGAGGGGCUGCCGCCGGGGCCCCCCGAUGAGGAGUCAGAGGAGGAGGAGGACGACGAGGACGAUGAAGAGCGUCGGGCGCGGCUGCGGAAGGAGCGGAAUGAGGCGCGCCGGGCCAAGAAGGCCGCGGCAGCGGAGGCGGCGGCAGCGGCUGCGGCGGCCAAGCCGAAGAAGGGCAAGAAGAAGAAGGGCGGUGUGGAGGCGCCGCCCGUUAAGAAUCCCUUCCAGCUGUUCCUCGGUGGCCAGAUGGCCCAGGUCGUCAAGCAGGCUGUCAAGGCAGCCAAAGCGAUGGAGAAGGAGGAGCAGAAGAAGAAGAAAAAGAAGGUCCGCGCCUCCAAGUCUGUGGAGCUGCCCAGCACGGAGACCGGCGAGGUCGGGCCACGCACGCCGCGGACGCCGCGCACUGGCGGCAAUCAAACGGGCUCUGGCGCGGCCGCUGCCACCUCGCCUAAGCACAAAUCCAAGAAACAGCGGGCGCGCGAGGCGGAGGAGGCCAUGGUGGCGGAGGCGGCGGCCAGCAUGAACGUGACGGUGGAGGCAUACAAGGACAUGCGGCGGCGGCAGGCGGAGAAGGCGGUGGAGCGUGCAAAAGCCGCCAAGGAGCAGGCGGCGCAGGAUGAGGCGGCAGAGAUGACGGAAGAGGAGCUGCACCGACUGGAGGAGGAAGCACGCAACGAGCUGAUGCAGAAGGCGGUCACUGCCGCCGUGCAGAAGGCGGCCGCUGCCGCCGCUGCCGCGCAGGCCGCUGCAAUGAAGGCCGCCGUGGAGGCGCGCGCCGCGGCCAUGGCCGACGCCGCCGCUGCCUCCGCGGCACUGAUGCGAGACGCUGCUGCCGCCGCUGAGGCGGAGGGGAAGGACCCGGAGGCCGCGAUGGCGGCGGUGCAGACCGCCGCGGCGGCUGCUGGUGGCGGCGGCCGUGGGGCUGCCAGCGUACCGGCGCUGAUGGUUCAGGAGGGCGUGAAUGCAGCGGAGGCCGCCGCUGCGUUUGCGGCCGCGGCGGCGCCGACGCUGAAGAUCAGCAAUGAUGAUGUGCAGGCGCUCAUAAAGGACAAGCUGAGGGCGCGGCGCGCGGCGCGGCAGGCAACGGAGCCGGAGCCACCCGCGCCCGCGCCGGACGACGUCGUGUUUGUGGGAGGGGACGAGGACGAUGAGGACGAUGACGACGACGCCAGCAGCCGCAGCAGCUACCUGACCAGUGAGCCGGACGAGGAGGAUGAGUGGGAGUACGAGGAGGAGAGCGAGGACGACGGCGCGGGCGGCCGGCGGAAGAAGCUUGUGAAGAAGGCCAAGGCGCCCAAGCCCAAAAAGGACGUGUCGCAGCGCACCAGCAGCCGGGCCGGCGGGCAGGCAGGCGGGAGGAAGAAAAACCGGCGGCGGGCGGCGCGGUCGGAUUCAGAAUACGACACAAUGUCGGAGGAUGAGAUCAAGAACGCGGGCGAGGGCACGUUGCAGAUGAUCCGGCGGCAGAAGGAGAGGUCCCGCAAGCAGUUGCAGGGCUAUUUCAGCCGCCGCCUUACGGCCAAGGCCGCCGCAGCCGCUGCCGUGGAGCAGGCGAUGCGCGAGGAGCGGCGCGAGGUGCGGCUGCAGCAGCGCGCCGCUCUGGCGCUGCAGCCCGGCGCCGGCUUCGGCCGCCCACGCAAUGUGCCCGCAGGCCCUGCCUGGCGCCCCGGCGGUGGCCAGAACAAGCGCCAGCAGGCAGCCGCAGCCGCCUGCGCGGACAACGACGCGUACCCCAGCCACCGGACGCCGCCGUCUGACCGCGGCGGUGGCACGCUGGUGACGCCGAAGAAGCGGGAGAUGGCGCAGGGUUACGGCAGCUGGGGCGCGCCCUACAAGCCCUCGCCGCGGGACACCGGUUCGCAGAUGGACACGGGCCGUCGGCAGCGCGCGUUGUACUCGGAUGACGGCAGUGACGGCGAUGGCACGCCGCCGGCCGAGGCCGGCACGGUGGCGGCAGCCUUCAACCUGAGCCCAGGCGGGCCGUCGCUUCUGUACCGGCCGCCACCACAGCGCACUACUGUCCGGCGUGCAGUGGAGAAGCAGUCGGUGCGGCGGGCAACGUGGUACAAGGGAGCGGACAUGCCCAACGCCGUGUUCACGCAGUACGGUUGGGUCGCUGGUCCGGCGGCCGACAACCAGCAUGUAGACCCGAACGCGGCGCCGGCGCUGGACGCGCUGCACCUGCAGGUGGCGUCGCUUCAGGGCCCGCAGCUCAUGCACGCCCUGCAGGCCUUCUGCAGUCGCAUGGGCAUGGGCCAGGCGCCCACCAGUGUGCAGCAGGGUCCCAGCUCGACGGCCGCGUGGACGCAGCACGUCUCCUCAGACGCCGCAAGCAUGGGCUUCCACAUCCGCAGCGCCGCCAGCGCAAACGGCCCCAGCCCCGACGCCUUCGCGCGCCAGCACCCGCACCCAGACGCUGCCUACUACGGCGCUGGCGGCCCCGCGGGCUUCGGCCAGGGCGGCGCCGGUGCCGCCACCGGCCACCUCAUUAUGCCACACCCACCCUCGCACGGCACAGCCUCCCGUGCUGGCAUCAGCCGGCACGGGUCUGGCGGCCCCGCCGCCUACGUCGCCGGCAGCUACAUCUCCGGCGCUGCCUCGCCGGCGCCUGGUGCCUCCCAUGGAGACUUACUGGCACCCGUGGGCGCAGCCAGCGGCGUCUCCCGUUCCGCGAGUCCCACCCCUGGCGGCGCCGCUGGCGGCGGUGGCGGCCACCUGGCGACUGGCGCGGCCUUCCACCGGAGUCCCAUGCACGGCGCAGCCAUGGCUGUGGGAGGCGAGGCAAUGGCGGGGGCGGGGGCACCUGGCUCUUUGCUGGAUUCACGGGCAGCGUCCAUCGCAACAGCAGGUGCACGCACCAUGGCGGCGGCAGGGCAAGGCGCCCUGGCGCACGGCGGCGCGAUCCUGCUGCACUCGAGCGGCCGGCCGCUACACGCGCAGGCGUUGCAUCAUCAGGCCAUGGCCGCGGCGGGCGCAGGCGCGGGUGUGGGUUCAGGUGCAGCAUCCAGGCACACCUCCUUUGGCCCUGGGCAAGUCGCUGCCGAGGCGGCAGGCGCCGCGGCGCUGGAGGAGGCCGCGCUGGAGGAGGCGGCGGUGGAGGGUGCGUCGCUGCAGGUGGCGCUGGCAGUUCUGCGAACUGGCUCCGUGAAGCCUUCAGUGGCGCGGCGGCUGUACCCGCUGGGCCGGCCCCGCGUCAUGGACAUUCCCGUGCCUGGUUACUUUGGCAUAUCGGAGUCCGACCCAGCUGUCGGGCCCCUGUCCUUCCCCCUUGAGGACCUCAGCAGCAGUAGUAGUGAGGACGAGGAUGGGCGCAGCUGGGCCACGGCGUCUGAAGACGGCGGCGAGGAGGGUGUGGCUGCAGCAGGCGCUGCUGCUGAUGGCGGGGCGCUUCCGCCUGGUUCUGGGGGCCAGGCCGAUGUAGGGUCACAGUCAAGGGGCGCGGCUGUAGGCUCGCGUUCAGGGCAUUCGGCGGCUGCAAUGUCGUCUGCAGCAACAGCGGCGGUGCCUGGCGGACCAGGCUCGCGCUUGGGCGCAGCUGCUGGUCCUACCGUGGGUUCUGUUGCCACCGCCAGUGCUGCAGGAGCAGCGGCAGGCGAGGCGCACCUGCAGCAGUCGCCCCGCGCUGCGCGCGGUGUGCUGUCCGCUGCAGCGGCGUCGCAGCCCGGCCCGCAUUCAGGCACAGGGUCGGUCGCAGCAACCGGCAGGGCCGUCCCUCCGCAACUGGGUGUUGCUGGUGUUGGCCCCGCCGCCGCGGCAGCAGGCAAGCAGCCCCAUGCCGCGGCCCCGCCUCCAGUCCAGGCCCCCACCUCUCAUCAGCGUGUGACGGUGAAGGCGGGCAUGCACCGUGCCUCUCCCGCGCCGCCGCUGCCUCACUCCACCUCCGCCGCAUCCACAUCCGCGCCGCCGAGCCGCGCCACCACCGCCGCCGCUGCCCUAGGCUCCGGCAGCUUUACUGGCAACGCCUCCGGCGUGCGACGCGACCUGGGCGGUGCGGCCUCGCCGUCCUCGUUUCACCCGCGCCCUGAGACGGCGCUGUCGUCCGCGUGGGAUGAUGACCCUAACCUGGCAGCGGGCCCGCCCGCCAUGCUGCCGCCGCCCGACGACGAGCCGCUCUAUGACGACAGCGAGGAGCUGCGGCAGUUUGACAUGCUAUACGAUAUGACGCGGUGGACGGUGGCGCCGCCGCCCACGCCGUGCGGCUACAGGCCCGAGGACCACUAUGUCGCCGUCACCAUCCGCCGCUCGGAGGCCGCCAAGCAGCGCGACCAGCAGGAGCGCAUUGCUGAGACGCGGCAGCGCGUGCUGGGCGGCUACGCCAGCGUCUACACGCGCUCCCUGGGGGCAGCCUACUCGCGUGUGCGCUACCGCCGCCACCAGGCACGUGCCAUGGCAGCAAUCACCGCUGCUCGCAUGCCGACAGCCGGCGGCGGCUUUGGCGGCGGCGCGCGCGGGUUCGUCAUUCGCGGCCCGGCGGCGCGGCCCACGGUAGGCGGCUUGGCGGGCAACCGCCUCACCCUCAUGCCGCGGCCCGCUCUGCCCCGGGCAUACGUGGCUGCCGGCGGCUUCAUGCGGCCGCCGCGCGCGCGGGCGGGCUUCGGCGCGUCGGCGGGCCACCUCAGCCCCACAUUUGGUGAGGGCGUGCGCGGCUACUCGCGGUCCAAGUCGCAGGUGAGGGUGCGGGGCACCACGGCCUCCGUCGGCGCUGGCUUUGGCAGCAGCUAUUACUGGCGUCGGCCGGUCAAGCUGGGCUCGGUCAUUCGCGUGCGGCCAGCAGGGCUUUCGUCAAGCGGCGCCGCGACGGGGCCGGCGCUGCCGGCAGCGGCCGAGCCUGGCUCAGAGGUUGCGAGCGGGCCGUUUGUGACCGGUGCUGCCGCCACCGCAGCGGCAUCGGCUUUGACGAGCGGCGCCGCUUCACGCAGCCGCACGCCAGCGCCGCCCGAGGUGGCUGACAUGGCGACCAAGGCCAUACAGCUGCUGAGCGAGCUGGGGUCCGAAAUCGGGAACCUGGAGGAGCAGAUUCAGGCGCUGCAGCGCAAGGCGGAUCUGGAGCAGGAGCGCGAGCUGCGUGCGGGCGGUGCCAGCAUCGGCGGGGGCCACCCGCAGCAGCACCCGCAGCAGGGGCACCUGCACGGGCACGGCGGCCGCCACGCAACCUACGCACCGGACCUGCAAGGCCUGCAGCAGCAAGUGGUCACCGGCACAGGUGUCGGUCACCUGCAGCAGAGGCCGCAGGCCGCCGCGGCCACGUCUCCGAGGCAGGCCCGGCAGCAGGCCUCGCCGCAGCACCAGCACCAGCAGCCCUCGGCAGCCAGCUCGCCACAGCUGAACCCCUACCUGGCACAGCACCAGCAACACCAGCGGAACCGCCAGGCGUACAACCUGCUGUCGCAGUCGCCAGGUUAUCGGACCGCCCUGACGCCGCCGACCGGCAUCACCGGCACCAGCUUAUCGCGUGUGCCGCAUCCGCCACACCCUCACGCCGCUGCUGCUGCCGCCGUGUCGCCAAGCGUACGCACAGCGCAUGCCACGCCGGCCGGAGCUACCCCCAGCCCCGGUGUCACACCUGUGGCUCAUGCCAGCGGCGGUCAGGCGGCGUCAGUAGUGGCCGCGUACGGAGUGGGGUCAGGGAGCGCUUCAGGCAGCCUGGCUAAUGGGCUUGUCGCCGGCAGCCCGGCAGCACGAGCGAGCGUGAUGCGGCGCCGUAGCACCGCCGGCGGGAUGUCGCAGCCGGCAGCGACUGCUGCUACCGGCACCUCAGCCUCAGGCGGCGUGACCAAGGCGGCGGCCGGACACCCGCGUCAGGCAGCGGCUGGUGCUGGCUCGACUGCACCGCUGUCGGCGAACGCCGGUGUGACUGCUGUGACACAUCCUCUGCGGCGUAGCGUGGAUGGCGGGGCCGCCGCGGAGCCCAUUUCCCCGGCCAGCGGUGCCCUGCCAUUGCUGUUGCCGCGUCGGUCGUCGUCCGGCCUCUCUCCGCGUGGCUCGCUUCUGGACACGCUUGACCCAGAGCUGCGAACGCUCACGUCUUUCGGAGCCCGUGGGACUGCGGCAGGCAGCCCCAUGCCUGCUGCUCUUGGAGCAUCCGUGGCGGCUGCAGACGCCGUCGCGACCCUGGGGGUUAAUGUGCCUGCCGCAGAUGUUGAGCUGCCAGAGGGCCUUCCCCCGCUGGAGAUGGCGAUGUCACCGCAGGAAUCGCCGUUUGGCACCAAGGCCGAAGCCUUAGGCCGACUUGCGGUGGCGGAGGAGCAGUUGACGCGCAGCGGCAGCGGCAGCGUGCACGGCCGCUCCUCGCCUCGCGCCCCACCGUCGCCACCGGCGGCGCAAAGUCCAGUUAUGCUGGCAGGCGGUCGCAUCGCCAGCCGCAACACCUCGCUGUCAGGUGUGGCCACCAUUGAUGCAGGCCCGGGAACGGUCGUGGGCGCCUCCCCGCGCACGGUCCCAACGUCACAGCCAUCCCAGGCGUGGGCUCCGUCACCCGACCCAGACGCGGUGGUUGUGCCAGUGCCUGCGACUGGGCCAACCAAUGCGCCGUCACCGGUCGGGCAAUAUGGCGGAUUGCGGCCAGCUGGCAACCUGGGCGGCCACCUCCGCUCAGGCGCCCGUGCCGGCGCCGCUUCGCCGCGCUCAGACUCGCCCACGCCGCCGCCCAUGACUCCAGCGCUCGCGCCGGCGUCGCACUUGUUUCCAACUCUGGCCGGCGGCAGCGCGCUGCGCCCAACGUCGGGGCCCGGCAUCGCCCUGGCGACGGGGGCACGUGCCACCUCCCUCAGCCUGCCUAUCAGUCCGCUGGCGGCAGCAGUGCAACAACAGCAACAGCAGCUACACGCGUCACACACCCUGCAGCAGGCGCGCGUGCUGCACCAGCAGGGCUCGGGCGGUCACGGCGUCCCGCCGUCGUCGCCGCUGUCGGCCUGGGUCAAUGGCGGCGCCACCUCGCCCACACAGCACCUGCCCGACAUCAUGGCGCCGUCUUCACCCGCGCGCAGUGCGCUUUCUUACAGCGCCGGCGGUCGGCACGCCGUCGGCCCCGGCACUGCCGGCGGCGCCGCCAGCCCUUCAUUGCAGGCCAUGCGCCUCAGCCUGCAGUCGCAGCCCGCAGGCGGCCAGAACCAGGGUGGGCCGCACAGCCCGCACAGGCACUACCCAAAGAUGGAGGUCGGCUUGUCGGCCGUCUCUGGGCCGCUUGGUGCCAAGAGCCGCAGGCGCGGCUCAAUCGACGGGCCCCUGCUACAAUACUAUUCUGUAUCGAGCAGCGGCGGCGUGGGGCCGGUGGCGGCGGGCUACGGCGAAUCGCACGAUGGCUUCAGCGGCAGUGUUGGCGCCGGCGCCGGCUUCAGUGCAGUCGAUGCUCUGCUAUUGAAUAUCAGCGCCGAUCGCGUCGGGAUGCCAGCACAUGACGCCGUCACGGACAGGCAUGGCUACUCCGUGACUGCGCAGCGGGCCACCGGAGCUGCGGCGGCCGGGGCACGGCGUGCGCCGCGUGUAUCCGAGGCGGAUGCUCUUAAUGCCGGCAUCGGCAUGCCCGGCGUGCCCGGCGGCAUUGCGGGCAGCAACCAGCGUUUCGCGCGAGUGCACCGCAUGAGUGCGGGACCGUCUCCGCCCAAACUUGGGGCUGUGGCUGGCGGGGGCGGCAGCGGGGGCACCGUGAGUGCCGGCAACAGCGGCCCGCUUCCAUUGCUAGGGCAGGGCCAAGAGGCCUAAGACGUGAAGGUGGUUUGGGGUGUGUUAAUAACAAGGUGUUAUUGGGGUGCAAAUGAUGAUGCGGGUGGGAUCUAAAUGAGCGGUACAUGCACUGUAAAAGUGCAGCCGUGCGAUGCCUCGAAAGGCACGUGAUGGCCGGCCUGUAGGCGAGCGUGGAGUUCUCCGCACACGCCUGAUUGUGUGUGGCACUGCAUGAUUGUUGACUUGACCUUAGCUCAAGGGCUUUAUGAGCUGUGUACAGGCAGGCGUGCGGUACAGCCACAGACAAGACAUACCCGCAUGAGGGCACAUACUGUACAGCCUUUCGUACCCCAGGUCCGCUUAUCUCGAUGCGAUGAUAUCGUACUAAGACGUUGCAGAUAUCGGCAGUCCAGUAAUGGGCCAGCGGUCCUGUAAUUGGCUGUUGCUUACGUGUCUCUGGAAAGAAUUGUUCGCACAUGCGAACGGUUGCUACGGUAUACAGUGAGUGGACCCGACACGUGCGAUGGGACAGGGUAAGGGGCAGGUUGGUGUAGUCCCGUCCUGUGCACUGCUGCUGUGACUGUACACGGGUUUACACAAGAUGAUUACGACCAGCUUGACAGUACCAGCUUUAAA